AUGAAUAAUUCUUAUUCCGCACGAAAAAAAUGGCAAAUUUUAUUCAAUAUUCUCAUACUUCAAUUAUUAGGAAUUUUUUUUUUUGCAAAAGGGUUUUUCCCAUACAAAGCCAAUUUAUCUGGCCUGUCAACAAUAAAUGACUUACCUCCAUUACCUACUGGAGAAAAAAUAUUACCACCAAAGCCAAAAUUUGAUCGAUUGGUUUUUAUGCUAAUUGAUGCACUAAGAAGCGAUUUCGUGUUUGGAAAUAAUUCUGGAUUGAAAUUCGUUCAAAGCCUUAUUUCAGAGCGACUUGCCAUUCCUUACACAGCGAUAGCGACUGCUCCAACGGUGACUUUACCUCGAAUUAAAGCUUUAACGACCGGAACUGUACCAAAUUUCUUGGACGCAAUUCUUAACAUUGCAGAAUCUGAUACUUCAUCUUCAUUAUCAUAUCAAGAUAAUUGGUUAGUACAAUUGAAGAAUGUUGGUAAUAAGUCCAUAUCAUUUUUUGGUGAUGAUACUUGGAUAAAACUUUUUCCUGGAUUAUUCCAUGAAACGGAUGGGACUACUUCUUUCUUCGCUGCGGACACUGUUGAAGUUGAUCUUAAUGUAACUCGAAAUGUGGUUCCACAAUUGUCAAAGUCUGAAUGGGAUGUUCUGAUAUUUCAUUACCUUGGAUUGGAUCAUGUUGGACAUUCAAGUGGACCUCGUAGUCCUUUGAUGUUACCAAAGCAAUAUGAGAUGGAUGAAGUUGUGAAGGUGAUUUAUGAGACCAUAUUGGAGCAGGACAAGAAAAGGAUUGAGGAUGAUCCUAAUGCGAAGUCCACCCUUUUUGUGUUAUGUGGAGACCAUGGAAUGAAUGAGGCAGGAAAUCACGGUGGUUCAUCUCAUGGUGAAAUAUCAACCGCAUUUGUUUUCAUGAGUUCCGAAUUCAUCUCCAUGAAGCAUGUUCCUGAAACUUUUAGUAUACCACACGAUGAGCAUUCCAUGAAUUUUUACAAAGUAAUAAACCAGGUGGAUUUCGUCUCUACUAUCAGUUAUCUGUUUGGAAUUCCUAUUCCAAAGAAUAAUUUGGGAAUGUUGUUGUUAGACUUGAUAGGCGAUAUUGAUGCUUUGGAGAAAUUGCGUGCGUUGCAGUUAAAUGCACAUCAAAUAUCUGGUAUAUUAAAGUCAUUAUGGUCAUCAUUUGAUCGUAACCCUAACGUUGCCCAAAGUGAAUUGGAUUGUGAUAUUAAUUCUGAUGAUGAUCAGAUACAAUUGCAAUGCUUGUAUUCGAUGGCCUAUUAUAAUCACGCCAAAUCUCUGGAAGUCAAUGACAUCAGCUAUAUUAAUGAUGCGUUGUCAUUUUAUAACAAGUUUAUUGCAAAGUCUGGUUCCCGCCUUGCAUCAAGUUUUAGUGAUUAUGAUCUUGUAUCAAUGUUCGUGGGAUUAUGCUUUAUGGUCCUUGCUGUGACGAAUUAUUUUGUUACAAUGUUAGAUUCGUAUGUUCAAUGGAACAAACAAUUUAACAAUCAAAGUAAAAGUUUACAAAGUCAUUUAGAAUUCCUUAGUGUAAUUGGAACAGUUGCAUUUUGUUUCACUUUGUUUGCGAGUAGUUAUAUUGAAGAAGAACAUCAAUUUUGCUUUAGAUCGAGUAUUAAGACACCGUUUAUAAAACAAGCAUUUGUUCUGGUGUGUCAAAUGAUAUUAAUUAGAUUGAUUAGAACUUGGAAUCAAACCGGUCAAAAAUUUGCUGGAGAGAUUGAUCUAAAAUUCUACCUUAACACAUCAUACAUUAAUUUAAUGUGGAUAUUAUAUUUUAGUACAAUUUCUGUUUUAACUAUAAUCACUUUACGAGAAAUUCACAAAUUAUAUGUCAUUAAUAAAUCACGGGAAAGUACUAUUUUACAACUUAUUACGCAAUUAUUGGUGAUCAUCGUUGCAAUAUCUGCAACUAAAUAUAAGUUAGAAUUGGAUGGAGAUGUGAAAUUGUUUCCCAAGUUAUUUCAUUUGAUGUCAUUGAUCGUACGGACAACUCAAAUUACAGCGCUUGCCAGGCUUAUUUAUGUGCUACUUGUUAUAAGUCUUGUCCUAUGUAAUUCUAAUUCAUUAUCAUCUAUUGACAUAAGUCAUUCAUAUACUGGUAUAAAUAACUAUAAUGUUACGUUUGUUGGAUUGUUAACUUUCUUGGGAAACUGGAGUGGACCAAUUUGGUGGUGUUUUGCCAGUAUUAUAUUAAGAAAGGAGAUAUUAAUACGUCAGAAAUUAAGUAAAGAAAUUGAUAAUGAAGAAAUGAAUAAUAUUUUAUGUGAAAGCAUCAAUAUAAGUUGUGUGUUAAAAAUUCGCACUGGACAUCGUGAUAAUUGA
Funneliformis mosseae is the source of this 2328-nucleotide messenger RNA. Lineage: Eukaryota; Fungi; Glomeromycota; Glomeromycetes; Glomerales; Glomeraceae. The record is from the annotation of a GenBank genome assembly.